Poecilia reticulata (guppy) is the source of this 2011-nucleotide messenger RNA. RefSeq names its product nuclear factor 7, ovary-like. Gene Ontology annotation, molecular function: protein binding; zinc ion binding. The record is from RefSeq and is a predicted model, not a curated record. Lineage: Eukaryota; Metazoa; Chordata; Actinopteri; Cyprinodontiformes; Poeciliidae.
AUUCGAGGAAACACCCAGGAUCACCUGUGUCACAUUCCUUACACCAAACUACUGACUCAAGGCAGACUGAAGGAAAACAGAGAAAACUGAGGAACCAAAUGCUGAAACACAGACUGCUGGAGGAGGAAACAACAAUCAAACCAAAGUGAAACUUCACUCAGUCACAAAAUGGCUUCCAAGUCAGAGGAGGAUCUCUGCUGUCUGAUCUGUCAAGAUGUCUUUAAGGAUCCGGUUAUUCUGUCAUGUAGCCACAGCUUCUGUAAGGAAUGUGUGAAGAACUGGUGGAGGGAGAAAACAGUAAAACAGUGUCCUGUUUGUAAGAAGAGAUCUUCUAAGGAUGAUCCACCUUUAAAUCUGGUUCUGAAGAAUCUGUGUGAGUCUUUGUUACAGCAGAGAAACCAAAAAGCUUUAGAGGGUCUCUGCUCUCUGCAUUCUGAGAAACUCAAACUCUUCUGUCUGGACCAUCAGCAGCCAGUKUGUSUCGUCUGCAGAGAUUCAGAAAAACACACCAACCACAGAUUCAGACCCAUCGAUGAAGCUGCUCAGCAACACAAGAARAACCUUCAGGAAACUCUGGAGCCUUUAAAGRAGAAGCUGGARCUCAGGAAGAAAGUUCAGGAGRAGUUUGAUCAGACAGCAGAACACCUGGAGGUCCAGGCCCGACACACAGAGAGGCAGAUUAGGGAKCAGUUUAAGCAGCUUCAUCAGUUUCUAGCAGAGGAAGAGGAGGCCAGGCUGGCUGCACUGAGGGAGGAAGMGGAGCAGAAGAGAGGGAUGAUGAAGGAGAAGAUGGAGGCUCUGAGCAGAGAGAUAGCAGCUCUUUCAGACACAGUCAGAGCCACAGAGGAGGAGCUGAGAGCUGCAGACGUCUCAUUCCUGCACAACUACAAGGCUGCAGUGGAAAGAGUCCAGCGCUGCCCCCUGCUGGAGSAUCCACAGCUGCYSUCAGGAGCUCUGAUAGACCAGGCCAAACAUCUGGGCAACCUGGCCUUCAACAUCUGGAGCAACAUGGAGACCAUGGUGACCUACACUCCUCUGGUUCUGGACCCAAACACGGCUGGUCCAAACCUCCAUCUGUCUGAUGAUCUGACUUGUUUGACUAAAGGAGAGAAACAGCAGCUUCCUGAUAAUCCAGAGAGGUUUAGGUUAUGUUCUGUUCUGAGUUCUGAGGGUUUUAACUCGGGGAACCACAGCUGGGAUGUUGAUGUUGGAGACAGUAAAUUCUGGUUACUUGGUGUGAUAGAAGAGUCUGUUCAGAAGAAAGGAGACACAAAGUCUGGAUUGUGGUAUAUUUGGUUUUGUGGAGGUAAAUACUCAGCAAAUUCCCCAUCGGCUCCUUCCAAACAUCUCUCAGUCCAGAAGAAUGUCCAGAGGAUCAGAGUGAAUCUGGACUCGAACAGAGGAAAACUGUCCUUCUCUGACCUGUAUACUAACACACACAUACACACCUUCACACACACCUUCACUCAGAAGAUGUUUCCAUACUUCGACACUUAUGACAAACCAGUAAAGAUCCUGCGGAGGAAGAUCUCAGUGAUCAAACAGCAGCUCUGAUGACCUCAACAUGAAGAACAAAUGAAUCCUUAUUGAUCAGAUGAUUGAUUGGUUUUAUGAUUGAUAGUUUGCUGGUUUGGUAAAUGUCUUAUUUUUUAUAGUAAGAAAACUGGAGAUGAUCUCAUCAUCUGGGGACUAUUCAUAUCUUUCUGUGUUUUCCAAUGAAAUGUUUUGAACACUGUGUUUAUAAUUCACAACAAAUAAAUAAAUUUCUAGCAUGGUUAUUGAAAGUUUGGUCUUUCAAUUUUACUUGUAACGGAUUAGAAAAUSAAAACAAUCACAACAUGUAUCCACAUUAUAUAUUUUCUUCUGGUUGAAUAGUUAUUAUUUACAUGAAUGUUGUACCUGUUUCCAAACCUGAAGGUUUUUCAUGUUUAAAUACAUUUCAUGUGAACAAACAUAUGCUGCUUCGUGUGACCAAAUGAUCAUUGUUCAUGAAUUUCUCCUUUUAAUCUGA